AAGUUUUAAGUCCCAGACACGAACUUGUGAGCUUAUGAGAAACUUCACUCAUGAACUCAGUUUAAAUACUCUUUUUUAAUCUUUCUAGGUGACAAUCUGCAGGAUCAGCAACAAGAAUAGAUUCCUGCAGCAAAUAGAUCUUCUGCUAGAAUUACACAGCAUCCACCACCCUCUGACUGUGCAAUGCCGAAAACAUUUACUUAUGACGAACUAAAGGAGGCUACAAAUAAUUUCUCAGAAGACAAAUUACUUGGUGGAGGUGCUUUUGGCAUUGUCUAUAAAGGAGUCCUUCGAGAUGGGAGAAUUGUUGCUGUAAAACAGCAACGAGCUGAACGGAAACUGGAGGAGCAAGAAUUUCAGAAAGAGAUAGAGAUCAUUAGCGGUAUCCACCAUGAACAUCUUGUACAUCUUGUUGGAUUCUGCAUUUGGGAGGCUGAGAGACUGCUUGUAUACGAGUUUGUUUCGAACAAAAGCCUGCACUUCCAUUUACAUGAUUAUGGCAACAUUUCAGAGAACGAUAAAGAAAUUUUAGACUGGAAAAAAAGAUUCAAUAUUGCGGUAGGCACAGCAAAAGGAUUGGUUCAUCUGCAUGAUGUCUCAGCUGGUAAGCCCAGGAUUGUGCAUCGUGAUAUCAAGUCAGCUAACAUUCUUUUGGAUGAAAAAUGGGAAGCCAAGGUGGCAGAUUUUGGACUUGCUAGGUCCAUUUUAGCUGGCAAAACUCAUAUCAGCACUGAAGUUAAGGGCACUUUUGGUUACAUGGAUCCAGAUUUUUUUACCUCCGGGAUUAGGUUAAAUGAGAAGUCAGAUGUCUACUCCUUUGGAAUGCUGCUUUUGGAGUUGAUUACUGGAUGCCUACCUCUGAAUAAAAUUCAGCCCCCUGAUUCUGAUAAUGAAAAGUUGGCUGUCAAGGCAAAACCGAUGCUCAGAAAAGCUGUGAAAGACAGCAACAUAAACGUUGUUUAUACCGAUCCAAAGUUAGGGAAAUUCGACAAGAGCGCAAUGUUUCUGGUGGUUCAUUGUACUGCUGCCUGUGUAUGUUAUCCAGCAGGGGAUCGGCCGCAGAUGAGGGAGAUACUUGAAGCUCUGGAAGGAAAACUGGAUGUGAGGGUUCUGACAGAAAGAAUAAAAACAAUGUUCACUGCGGAAGAUAUCUCAUGGAACAGGAAGACACUCUUGGAGAUGUUAGAAGCUAUCAAAGAGGAGGAUCCAGCUACCUCGAUCGGUUAAUGAAGGCCAGAAAAGAUACUAUUUUCUAAAUGAACGUUUCCAUAUUGUGUAGCUAUAUAUAAAUGUAGAAGAGUUGUUAAUCUUGAGAUAAAUUAAACGUUGUCAUGAUUUUGUGAAAAAUUCAUGCCAUCUAGGAUAUGCUACUUCUUUACAGUUUUCAGUUUGCAGUGGAUUUAAAAAUGCAAUGAUUUAUCUAUCUUAAUGUGUGAGCAUUGAAUCUCUUGUAAUUAAUCACAAUAUCUCAACACAAAUAUGCCCAAGGGGUGAAAAAUAAGUC
Molecule: messenger RNA, 1504 nt
Organism: Pistacia vera
Lineage: Eukaryota; Viridiplantae; Streptophyta; Magnoliopsida; Sapindales; Anacardiaceae
Product: proline-rich receptor-like protein kinase PERK15
Exons: 8
Coding region: 184-1227 (347 amino acids)
Biological process (GO): protein phosphorylation
Molecular function (GO): ATP binding; protein kinase activity
Source: RefSeq, a predicted model, not a curated record